Molecule: messenger RNA, 2535 nt
Organism: Miscanthus lutarioriparius
Lineage: Eukaryota; Viridiplantae; Streptophyta; Magnoliopsida; Poales; Poaceae
Source: the annotation of a GenBank genome assembly
AUGGCGCAGCCGGUGGAGAAUCCCAUCCUGAUCACGCACUGCAGCCAGCUCCACAACAACCCAUCGCUGGGGCUGCCCCUGCAGGUCGGCAGCAGCUGCGAGUCCUGCGGCGCCACGCAGCUCGACAAUUGCGAAGGGCAUCUUGGCUUCAUCAAGCUGCCGGAGCCCAUCUACCACCCUAACCACAUCACCGAGCUGGGGAAGAUACUCAACCUCAUCUGCCUCCGCCUCAAGAAACCCAAGAAGGGCGCCGGGAAAGAAAGCAGAUUCACCUCAUGUUCAUACUGUCAGGAUCUCCCACCGCUAUGUGUCAGUCAAGUGAAGAAAUCCAACGGUGCCCGUAGCUUGGAACUGAAAGCACCAUUAAAGCAAGAGGUUGCCGACGGGUUUUGGAGCUUCCUUGAUCAAUUUGGCUUCCAUACAAGCGGUACAUCUCACCGCCGCCCCUUACAUCCAAAAGAGGACACACCAAAAGGCUUGUUGCGGAAAGUCCUGCGCACGAUAGAACAAAUCAAAAGCUUAAAUAUCAGCCACCCAAAUUUUGAAGCACGUGAGUUAGGGGCAGAUGAUCUUCAGGUUCCCCAGCAUGUCACCUUUACAAGACAGCCUGCACCAAAACAGUGGCAUAAAAAGAUGAAGGCCCUCUUCCUUAGUAAGAGUUCAAGCUACUCAUGCCGUGCAGUGAUCACUGGUGACCCAUACAUUGGCCUUGAUGUAGUAGGGGUGCCUGAUGAAGUAGCUAGAAGAAUGUCAGUACAAGAAUGUGUCACAAACUACAACAUUGCUCGGCUGCAAGACAUGAUGGAGAAAGGACUAUGCCUAACAUACACUAAUCUCAAUACCAACACAUAUGACUUGGAUGGGAAGAAAGGAGACAAGAAGUGCAUCAUGCUGAGGGUUGGUGAAACUGUAGACCGAAGAGUCCUUGACGGGGAUCUCGUCUUCAUCAAUAGACCACCAAGCACUGACAUGCACUCAGUUCAAGCCUUAUAUGUCCAUGUCCAUGAUGACCACACCAUAAAGAUCAACCCGCUCAUCUGUGGCCCACUUGGAGCAGAUUUUUAUGGCGAUUGUGUUCACAUCUUCUUCCCAAGAUCAGUUACAGCAAGAGCUGAAGCUGCAGAGCUCUUCACUGUGGAGAAACAACUGCUGAACUCCCACAAUGCGAAGCUGAACUUUCAAAUCAAGAAUGAUUACCUACUAGCUCUGAAGAUAAUGUGUGACAGAUCGUAUUCUAGAGAAAAGGCAAGCCAAAUUGCCAUGUUCUUGCCAGGGAUGAUUCUACCGAGUGAUUGGACUAUUCCUCAAUCACCCAGUGUGAUGAUUCCACCAGGUGAUUGGACUAUUCCUCAGAUUCUACAGACUACCGAUGCAUUAAGAACCCUACCAAGCCACCCAAACAAACAAUCUGUUGGAGCCUCAGUUACUGCCAUCAUCUCAUCAACUCUUUCAGAAAAGGGUCCAAGGGAGGCAAUAAAGCUCAUAAAUCUUAUGCAGCCCCUCCUAAUGGAAUCACUGCUUAUGGAUGGUUUCAGCAUAAGCUUGAAAGAUUUUGAUGGCCGGAGUGCAAUGCAGAAGGCAAAUCAAAGUAGUUCGCUUGAGAUUGAUAAGUUCAGCAAGUCAACUGUGGACUUUAUUGCUAAUUCCUCUGACCUUUGUCUGCUGGUUGAUCCAAAAAAAGAUUCAGCUCUGAAGAAAUUAAUUGAGCAGAUUGGUUUCUUGGGCCGUCAACUGCAAAGCACUGGAAGGUUAUACUCUAGCAACUUAGUGGAGGACUGCUACAACUUUCUGAAAAGGUGCAGCGGAAACACCAAUUGUUAUGAUCCUUCAAAGGGACAUGAUUUUGUUACGAGUUCAUUUCACAAUGGUUUAAACCCAUAUGAGGAACUACUCCAUUCAAUAUCAGUAAGGGAAAAGAUAGAGCGCUCAUCAUCUAAAGGACUGGCUGAAUCUGGCAAUCUUUUUAAGAACAUGAUGGCAAUGCUCCGAGAUGUCACAGUAUGCUAUGAUGGAACCAUGAGAACUUCGUGCAGCAACUCAAUUGUACAAUUUGAUUCGACAAAUGUAUCAAGUUCUGUGACACCAGGUGAUGCUGUUGGCAUCUUGGGACUCAAUGAAGGUGAAGUGCUUAGUAGAUCUGUUCCAUUCCAAGAAGUACUUACCGAUGCUUGCUCUAAAACUGGUACCAUUGACCAAAAGGCAAUUUUGUAUCUGAACAAAUGCUUUUGUGGACUCAAGUUCUGCAUGGAAAGAGCACUCAGGGUGAAAUCCUGCUUAAAAAGAAUCAAAUUGGAGUAUUGUGCCACUGAGGUUUCAAUCAAGUACCAGCAAGAAGCAACUCAAGCAGCACACUGCCUUGUUGGUCACAUUCACCUAGAUAAGGAGCAAUUGAAUCAGAUGGAGAUAACUAUGGAAAAUAUUCUUCAAACAUGCCAAAAAGUUAUCAAUAAACAUGUAACGAAAAUUCUUUCAAAUGCUCAGUUACUGUUCAGAACCACUAAUAUUGAGUUAUCAGUUCACCUAUUAGCUAAAUGA